Porites evermanni is the source of this 792-nucleotide messenger RNA. Lineage: Eukaryota; Metazoa; Cnidaria; Anthozoa; Scleractinia; Poritidae. The record is from the annotation of a GenBank genome assembly.
AUGAGUUUGCCUUGUCACCGGACGAGUAUGCAGGAUGCCUGCGAGUGUUCCAGGAGAGGGGAAGUAAAAACGCUCGCUGAUUGGUUAGAGUAUUACAACAAUCUUGCUGUCGGACCAUUCCUGGAAGCGCUGGAGAAAAUGAGAGGGUUUUACUCAGGGCUUGAUGUUAACAUUUUCAAAGACUCUGUGUCGCUUCCGGGUGUGUCGUUGCAAUAUCUCCUGCAUGGAACGAUACAGGGUUUGAACGCCCCAGAGUUGUACGCGCCGGGGAAGGAGGCGUACGAGAUACUCAAAGGGGCAGUCAUGGGCGGACCAAGUCUGGUUUUCACCAGAAAGUAUGAGGGGGCGGAGGGGGGGGACGGCGAUAAGAUUGCGUAAGUAUGAAAACGCUCGCACGUGCCAGCGGAUGCUCGAUUACGACGCCAAUGCGUGUUAACCAAACACCAUGCUGCAGGAAAUGCCGUGCGGACCCGGAAAAGUGGUGUAUUACGAGAUUCCCGCCGAAGAGGAUGAUAGGUUAGUAAGCCGGCCAAGAGAGAAAAUGUGGUUCGGUUUUGCGCAGGUGGAUAUCAGAGUCCUAAGGGAGCUGUGGGAAAAAUGCGAAGAAUUUCCGCCUUUGUUUACGACGGUUGUAUUCCAUCCAAGGUGAUUCCGAAGCACAUGAAAGAUUAUUUCGAAAGAACCAAGCGAACCGGCCGGGUUACAAAAUGAUACGUUUUGUAGGCGGCUCGCGGGGAUGAAGAUAUUGCUUUACGCUCCGCUCUUAGGAUGGUAUCUCGAUCAUGGUCUUGA